UAGACUUCAUAUCAAGCUGUGAUAGGCCAUCCUUGUGGUAAUCUAAGGUCAUGCAGUUUGAGGUCAUCCUGUCUUAUUUGUUCUAUGAUUCUUCUCCAACCUCAGCUCUUACUUAUAUGGCAGGAGUGGGGUGUAGUGUCUAGCCCUAAGAGAUCAGGAGGUUUCUAUGAAAUCUACUUGGAAUUUUUUGCUGAAGGCAGGGAGAACAGAUGCAAGGGAAGAGGGCUGUCAGAGAACAGGGAGUAGGGUGAGGAGAAGGCUGACAGAGAGAAGAUGAAGGCAGAGGUGAGGGUUUGCUGAGAAAGUUAAGCUGUCUGAGCAGAAAGGGGCCUCCAAGUUCCAUUUGUCCAACACCCCGGUUUUACAAAUGAGGAAACAGAGGCUCAGAGAAGUGUGAUGACUUGCCCAACAUCACACUGCUACUUUGUGGCAGACCUGCAGCUAGAGCCCAGAUCAAAAGAGAAAGAGACUGGAGGGGAAUGUGUAUUCAAGGCUUGAAAAAGAAAUUCCCCAGAAGAGGAGGAAAGAGACUGAGAUCCCACAGAAAGAACUGGUGAUGUAGACCACCAUGAAAGGUCUGGGGUAUGAAGAUAGAGGAGCAGGAUGAGAAGGUGCCUGGAAAGUGAUAUAGGCUGGUAGACUCAGUCAAUAGAGGUUCCAGACCUGACUCUGCUAUUUACCAGCUUGAGUCUCAAUUUCUGAAUGGACCUUAUAGGAUCUUUGUGAAAGUCAGUCUCAUAAAUGAAUACUUGUAACACAGUUCUUGACCAAUACUCAAUAAGUCUUUGUUACAGUUGUUGUAUUACCUUAGGAGAGGAAAGAUCCCUGGCUGUGGAAUGGGGUAUGGCCAAGAUGACCCUUUGGGGAUAUAGGACAGAGGUCCAGUGACUCCAGAGACCAUUUCUCCCUCUGCUGCUUGCAGCUGAUAAACUUCUUAUCUGGCCAAGGCAGGGGAGUCCAGGGCCAGGAUAGGAGGAGAGGGCAGGGCUGCUAUCAGCCAGCAGGCCUGGGCCAUAUCUCAGAGAAGGGGAGGGACUGUCUGCUUGGCUCUUCCCACAACACACUCCUGGGGGAUCCUCAAGCACUCACUCUCAUCUUGGGAAGAAAAGACAGAGAUCCUAAAACUGAGAACAGGGGAGGAAAGCAGGCAUGAUCUCUGAUGUUGCCCCAGAAAAUGGGGGGAAAACCCCCAGAAGAUGUGGUUUCUGCCCCAGCCAGUGAUACAAUUUUGGGGAGAAAGAAGUAGGGAAAAGAGAAGGCAUCUUGUCUGAAAAAAAGGUAAAGGCCUAAUGUGCUCCCAAAGGAACUGAGUACAGCCAUAGCAGGUUGCUGGGGCCAUUUGGGCUUUGGGGGACCCUGGACCAGGCCCUGGCCCUGGCCCAGUAGGAUGCCCCCGUGUCCUCCUCAGCAGAGCAGGAAUAGGGUGACACAGCUGCCCACCCCGGAGCUGGGCGAGAUGGAACUGACUUGGCAAGAGAUCAUGUCCAUCACUGAGCUGCAGGGCCUAAAUGCUCCAAGUGAACCAUCGUUUGAGCCCUCAGCCCCAGCCCCGUACCCUGGACCCCUGCCACCUCCAACUUAUUGUCCCUGCUCAAUCCAUCCAGAUGCUGGUUUCUCCCUUCCUCCACCACCUUAUGAGCUACCAGUAACCUCAGCUCAUGUCCCAGACUCUCCAUACUCUUAUGGUAACAUUGCCAUACCAGUCUCCAAGCCACUGACCCUCUCAGGUCUCCUCAGUGAGCCCCUCCCAGACCCCUUAGCUCUCCUGGAUAUUGGGCUACCAGCCGGGCCACCCAAGCCCCAAGAAGACCCAGAAUCCGACUCAGGAUUAUCCCUCAACUAUAGUGAUGCUGAAUCUCUUGAGCUGGAGGGGACAGAGGCUGGUCGGCGGCGCAGCGAGUAUAUAGAGAUGUACCCGGUGGAGUACCCCUACUCGCUAAUGCCUAACUCCUUGGCCCACCCCAACUAUGCCUUGCCACCUGCUGAGACCCCCUUAGCCUUACAGCCCUCCUCAGGCCCUGUGCGGUCCAAGCCCACUGUACGGGGAGAGGCAGGGAGUCGGGAUGAGCGUCGGGCCCUGGCCAUGAAGAUCCCCUUCCCCACGGACAAGAUUGUCAACUUGCCAGUAGAUGACUUUAACGAGCUGUUGGCACGGUACCCGCUAACAGAAAGUCAGCUGGCACUAGUCCGGGACAUUCGACGUAGGGGCAAGAACAAGGUGGCUGCCCAGAACUGUCGCAAGAGGAAGCUGGAGACAAUCGUGCAGCUGGAGCGGGAACUGGAGAGACUCAGCAGCGAGCGGGAGCGGCUACUCAGGGCCCGAGGGGAGGCCGACCGGACCCUAGAGGUGAUGCGCCAACAGCUGACUGAGCUGUACUGUGACAUUUUCCAGCACCUGCGCGAUGAAGCUGGCAACAGCUACUCUCCUGAAGAGUAUGUGUUGCAACAGGCUGCUGAUGGGGCCAUAUUCCUGGUGCCCAGGGGGACCAAGAUUGAGACCACAGACUGAGCGGACCCAGCAGGGUGGUCCUGGUGACGAUUUUCUUCAUUCCCUUUUGAUAAAGAUGCUCCUGGACCCUGAGGCCCCUAAGGGGACUACAAUGAAAAACCUGACAUUUGUUGGGUCAAGGUGUGUUUAACGAGGCUUGCCUUGAGGCAAAUAAAUGAGGGAAGGCUGGAAUCUGAUUCAGCUUCCCAGGUCUCCAAUCUCCACAUUUUGUUUGAGCUUUAGUAUAUAAAGCCCUCCACAUAAAAAGCCUUCCGUUGUGUCUUCCUUCUAUUAGUGUGUAUACAAACAUACACUUUUCUUGACAUAAUUUUCUUGAAACAGUAAUUUUCAGAUGCCACAUCAAAGUUCAAACUUCCUUGAUACCACAUUUCCAUUAUUUUUGAAGUUGUGUGGUUCCCAAUCUUCUCUGGAACUACAUUACACAAACUAUUUGGGGUAUUUUGCUUCUAUGUGUAUGUAUACUUCUAUUCGACUUUACCAGCGCCAUUCCAAUAGGGAAACUUUACUUCCAGGUUCAGUUAACACACUACAGUUGACAAAAACAAUGUAGAGAUGUGGAAUCUGCAUACCUAUACAUUUUUGAAAAACAUGGUUUCUUGCUCAGGCUUAG
This is a messenger RNA of Phyllostomus discolor (pale spear-nosed bat), 3119 nucleotides long. RefSeq names its product nuclear factor, erythroid 2 (gene NFE2). The transcript has 3 exons. The record is from RefSeq and is a predicted model, not a curated record. The coding region runs from base 1388 to 2509 and encodes 373 amino acids. NCBI's taxonomy places the organism in Eukaryota, Metazoa, Chordata, Mammalia, Chiroptera, Phyllostomidae. Gene Ontology annotation, biological process: regulation of transcription by RNA polymerase II. Gene Ontology annotation, molecular function: RNA polymerase II cis-regulatory region sequence-specific DNA binding; DNA-binding transcription factor activity, RNA polymerase II-specific. Gene Ontology annotation, cellular component: nucleus.